ACCAUGUCUCAAUCGGAGACUUGGUACAUACGAGAAGGAGUUGAUCAUGAUGAAGUGAUGCAGCUAUACGAAGGAUUCCCUAAUCUUUUCUCCUUUCGGAUUCAUCAUGGUGGUAGGUUAACACAUCCUCCUGGUCGCACUUAUGUUGGAGGUAGGAUUAACUACGUUGACCUAAUUGAUAUCGAUUUGUUCUCUGUCCAUGAGGUGUCCUUAAUGAUUAAUGAGUUAGGUUAUUCUGUGAAUGAUCAUAUAAUAUACCAUUACCUUAACCCUAAAAAAGAUAUGGAUAAUGGUAUUGAGGAGUUAGGCACUGACAGUGAUGUUUUAAGGUUCUCUGCACAUGUUGAAGAGCAUAAGCUAAUUGAGUUGUAUACCACGCAUGGGUUAACUAACAUAAAGGAGUAUUUCAACCCACCAGUAAAACCUCUGAACCCUCUUACUAUAGAAGAGAUAGAUGAUCCUAGACCUUAUGCUCUUGUCCCAGCAUCAAUAGUCUUUAAAAGUGUAGGCAACCAUUCUAGUGAGGAUGGACAAUCAAGUGUGUUGGGGCAGUCAAGUAGUGUAGGUGGACAAUCAGGUGUGUUUGGACAAUCAGAUGUAGGUGGACAGUUAAGUAGUGUGCUGGAAGAAGCUGAUAUUGGUGACUUUGAUUUCGAUGAUUUCCUGGAGGAUAAUGUGCAUGAUCAGCAACAUCAAGAUAAUGUGCAUGAACAGGAACAUCAAGAUAAUGUGCAUGAACAGGAACAUCAAGAUAAUGUGCAUGAACAUGAGGUUGCCCAGGAUAAUGUGCAAGAUCAGGAGGUUCCCCAGGAUAAUGUACAAGAUCAGGAGGUUUCCCAGGAUAGUGUGCAUGAUCAGGAAGAAGAGGAUCAAGAAGAUGAAGGUAGUGAAGAGAAUGAUAGUGAUAGUGAUUUUAUUGUUGAUGGAAUAUACCCUGUAUGCUAUGCAAUUGUAGAGGCUGAAAACAUCAACUCCUGGACUUGGUUUCUAGAACUGUUAGGAGAUGAUCUGGAUCUGCACAGAAACUCAAACUUCACAUUUGUAUCUGAUAGACAGAAGGUAUGUUUAGUAAUGUUGUAUACUUUGCAUUUGUAUCAACUCAUAUACUAA
Helianthus annuus (common sunflower) is the source of this 1110-nucleotide messenger RNA. RefSeq lists its product as uncharacterized. Lineage: Eukaryota; Viridiplantae; Streptophyta; Magnoliopsida; Asterales; Asteraceae. The coding region runs from base 4 to 1110 and encodes 368 amino acids. The transcript has 2 exons. The record is from RefSeq and is a predicted model, not a curated record.